UGGCGCUUCCAAUCACUAGACUUCACUGCUAGUGAUAACCUGGUCAGCAUUGGUGUACCGUACGUGCCCACACGAGGGUAGACAACUAGACAAGGGCCCUCGCGUAGAUCAAUAGUAUUGCAACCUAUGCUAGGUGACGCCUUGGUAGCUAAACAAGGAAGCAUUUAGCAGGAGUAAUCAGGAAACCCUUGACCCAUGCAGCAGCCAAGACUGCUACCGGGCAGCAGACCCACGGGUCCGCGGGCCCCUGGCGGCCCCCUAGCAACACCCGGACUGGCGCCCGGGGCGUCCGCCACCACGAUGCGGAGCCGGCUGCCGUACAACACCAACACCACCACCAGCAACAACAGCAACACGGCUCUCGCUCCCGCAGGCGGCUUGUCGCUGCGCUGGCGGGGCGCUGGCAUCAGCUUGCAAGCUGCCACUCGGGGCGGCCGCACCGCUCCCCAGAACCCCGCAGGACCCGGCAAGUCCGGUAAGACAGGCGGUGCCAACCCCGUCCCCAACCCCACCACCAGCACCAGCUCCUCUCCCUCCUCUCCCGCCGCUGCAGCCGCCGCCUCCGCCCCCAGUGCCCCCGCGGCCAAGCAGCCCUCACCAGCAACCCAGGGCCGGGCUGGCAGCAGCAGCAGCACUAACACCAAGGGCAGCAGCAGCGGUGGUAGCAGCAGCAGUGGCGGUGGUAGCAGCAGCAGCCCGGUGACACUGGACAAGGCCAUGGCUGCCAAGAUCCACGCAGCUCGGGAGCUGGCUAGGCGGCUGGCGGAGGAGAAGCAGGCGGCCAGUGCGGCGGCAAGCAAGGGGCAGGACGUGGAGGGCGGCAAGCGCGCCGCCGAGGUGGCUAGUGCGGAGGCCGCCGCGCAGGCCGCCCGCGCCGACGCACUGCUGCGGGCGUUACGUCGCGCGGAGGGUCAGCGCGACACGCUUCAGCGACUGCGCGCUGAGAACGAGGCGCUGCGGGAGCUGCUGGUGGAGGUGGCGGUGGACAAGGAGGCGGCGCGGAGGAGGAUGCAGCAGGUGUUGGACAGCCUAGGCGAUCAGGCCCUCGUAGAGCGCACCCGCGCAGCACUGGCCGCGGCGGCAGCCGGGGCAACAGCCCUAGCCGCCCCCAGCACCCUGCCGCCGCUGCCGGUGCCGCCUAUGGGCACCGCUGCGCCAGUCACCGGCGCGCCUACUGCUGGUGCGGGUGCGGGUGCUGCUGGUGGUAUCAAUGUGCUGCCCCCCGGGUUGGAUGACGCGGCUGUUGCUGCGGCGGUGGAGGCGGGGCUGGUGGCGGCGAGUGCGGUGGUGGCGGAGGGCAUCAUGGAGCAGCAGGCUGCCCCUCCGGUGCUGCUUGACGAGGCGCUGGCAGCGGAGGUGCGCUCGCUGCUGCAGCAGCAGGAACCCCCCGCCGAGGAGGCCAUCAAGCACGCCGCCAAGUGGGCCGCGGAGCACCUCCCCGCCGCCACCCCCGCACCCGCCCCCUCCCCCGCCGCUACCGCUGCCGUACAGCAGCUCCAUCGCGCCAUUGAAGCAGCGCCGCCACCAGCACCGCCCGCAGUAGCAGCAGCUGUGGAGGCGGCCCCGGCCCCUGCUGCGGAGGCGGUUGCUGCUGCCCCAGCUGCCCCUGCGGCGCCUCCUCCGGCUGUCGCCCCCCCUGUGGUUGCACCCCCUCCUCCUACCCCUCCUGCUCCUCCCGUGGUUCCGGAGCCCUCCCUGGCGCAGCUCCAGUCGCUGGCGGCGCGUGCGGCGGCCGCGGGGCACUCGGUGUUCACCUGGCCCGAGGAGGGCGGUCUGGUGGGCCACCCGGUGCGCAUCUUCUACAACCGGACCCGGGGGCCGCUGCCGCCGCCCCCCGCCGGCUCCGGUCGCGGGCUGCAACUGAAGGCGGGUCUGAACAAGUGGGAGGAGAUCUGCACGGUGGACAUGAAGCGGGCGACGGGGCUGCAGUCCGGCGGCGGUCAGGAGUGGUGGGUGGCGGAGCUGUCACUGCCCUCGCAGCUCUUCCAGCUGGACUUUGUGGUGCAGGACAGCUCCCCCGCCGGCGGGGGCGCGGUGGACAACAACGGCUGGCGGGACUUCCGGCUGACGCUGCAGGCGGGGGCGCCCAGCGAGGACGAGGUGGCGGCGGCGAGGGCGGAGGCAUACCGGAGGUUCGAUGAGGAGAGGCGCAAGCUGAUUGAGGAGGAGGAGCGGCGGCUGUGGCGGUUGGUGGAGAGCAGGGCGCUGGACGCGGCGGCGGAGGCGCGCGUGGAGUUCCGCCGCAGGAGGGAGGCGGAGCUGCUGGCGGCGGCAAAGCAGGUCGUCGCGGACCGGCGGCGCCCCGAGAUCACCGCCGUACCCGCCGCCCCCUCCCGCCCUGGCGUCUACUCCUGGUGCGGCGGCCCCCCUCGCGCCGGCCAGCGCGCCUUCCUCGCCUACAACAAGGUGCACGGCAGCGGCGGCGGCGGCCUGCCGCACGCGGCUGUCGUACGGGUUCACAUGGGGUACGACGGUUGGUGGAACAAGAUGGCAACGGUCACGGAUCUGGCGCCGCUGACGUCAUCAGAGGAGCUGGCGAGGCAUGGGCUGAGUGGCGCGGGGGGGAUGCAGUGGUACGGCGCGUGGAUCGAUGUGCCGUACAGCGCUGCGGUACUGAACUUUGUGUUUUCGGAUCGCGAGCAGCGCAACUGGGACAACAACGGCACGCGGGACUACCACACGCUAGUGGCGGACCCCCACAGCGGCGACCAGCUGGUGGGGCUGCUGCACGCCGCCAUGCAGCGGGACGCGGCGGCGGCGGACAAGGAGGUCGAGGACCGCGCGGCGCUGCGGGCGGUGCGCAAAGUGGAGGCCAAGGGCCUGACCCUGCGCAAGCGCCGCGAGGUGGUGCACGAGUUUCUAUACACCGUGCCACUCACCCCCCGCGCCGGCGCCCCCCUCCACGUCUACUACCGCCCCGAGGCCACCAUGCUGAGGGGCCGACCCGAGAUCUGGCUGCGGGCGGGCUGGAACCGACUGGGCGCCGCGGCUUGCAACGCGGCGGGCGGGGCGCUGCGACCGCUGACGGCGAAGCUGGAGCCGUGCCUGCCGGGCGGGCUGGGCUUCUACAAGGCGACUGUGCAGGUCCCCUCCGAGGCCUGGGGUGUGGACCUGUCCUUCAGCGACUCCGAGGCCGCCCCCAGCGGCAGCGCGGCGGCAGGGGGCUUCGAGGACGACAAUGGCGGACUGGAUUACCACAUUCCAGUGGAGGGGGGAACCACCCCCCGCCCCAGCCUGGAUAUCGUCCACGUGGCGGUUGAGAUGGCCCCCAUCGCCAAGGUGGGCGGCAUGGGCGAUGUGGUGACGGCGCUGGGGCGGGCGGUGCAGGAGGCGGGACACCGGGUCAGCGUCAUCGUGCCCAAGUAUGACGUCAUCAACUACAAGCUGGUUGACGACCUGGUUCAGGAGGGCGGCUUCAACUGGGGCGGCACGCACGUGCGCGUGUGGCGCGGGGCAGUGGAGGGGCUGGCCACCACCUUCCUGGAGCCGGAGAACGGCAUGUUCUGGGCGGGGUGCAUCUACGGCAGGAACGAUGACGCGCAGAGGUUCGCUUUCUUCUGCGGCGCCGCGGCGCACUACCUGCACCUCUCCGGCCGCCGACCGCACAUCCUGCACUGCCACGACUGGCAGUCCGCGCCCAUCGCAUGGGCCGGCGAGCGGGGGGCGGCCAAGGCAGUGUUCACCAUACACAACCUGUCGUACGGCGCGGACCUGAUUGGACGAGCCAUGCAGAGCUGCGACGUGGCGACCACCGUGUCACCCACGUAUGCACGGGAGAUUGCGGGUCACCCCUCCGUGGCGGCGCACCUCAACAAGCUGUACGGCGUGCUGAACGGCAUUGACCAGGACAUCUGGGACCCCUCGGAGGACCCCUGCCUGCCGCUCCACUACUCGCCCGACACCGCGGCGGCCGGCAAGGAGGCGGCGCGGCGGGCGCUGCGGCAGCGCCUCAAUCUGGCGCACGCGGACGUGCCGGUGGUGGGCUGUGUGACGCGGUUGGUGGCGCAAAAGGGUAUCCACCUGAUCAAGCACGCCGCCUGGCGCACCCUAGAGCGGGGCGGGCAGUUCGUGCUGCUGGGCUCGGCGCCGGACAGCAGGGUGCAGGGUGAGUUCAACGCGCUGCGCGACCAGCUGGCUCGCGCCUACCCCGACCGCGCCGCCCUGGUGUUCACGUACGACGAGCCGCUGAGCCACCUGAUCUACGCGGGCAGCGACAUGUUCCUGGUGCCGUCCAUGUUCGAACCAUGCGGGCUGACGCAGAUGAUCGCCAUGCGCUACGGCACCAUCCCCGUGGUGCGCAAAACGGGUGGGCUGGUGGACACCGUGUUCGAUGUGGACCACGAUGAGGAGCGGGCUGGGGCCAUGGGCAUGGAGACCAACGGCUUCAGCUUCGAGGGCACUGACUUCGCGGGAAUGGACUACGCACUCAACCGUGCGCUGUCCGCUUGGUACUCGGACAAGCAGCUGUGGCACAGCCUGAGGAGGCGGGCCAUGAUGCAGGACUGGAGCUGGAACAGCCCCGCACUGGACUACCUGGAGCUCUACCACAAGGCGCUCAAGUCGUGAGGGGGAGAGGGGUGGGAAGGGGGGGGCAGGAGAGAGGGGAGGGGAGGGGAGGACUGGGCUGGGGGGCAGGGCAGGGGAAAGAAGGAGAAGGGAAGCAGAAGCGGAUAAGCAGGAGUGGCGAUGCAGGGUACAAGAAAGCAGCUGUGUAAGGUGGCGAUGGUGAAAGCCAGAGAGGACCAAAGCGAGGGGGGGAGUAAGGUGAGACCUGCGACUUUUGUGGUUAUGGGGGCUGGGGCUAGCAGCAGGGGUUGAGGGGCCGCCGGUGUGACGAGCUUCGACGCCCUCCUGAACGUGCAAGGAAGGCACCGUACAGACGUCCGGGGGCUUUUGAUCUUACAUGCCAACGGUCUCCUUCCAGUAUUGGCGGCAAGGGGCAAUUCCUGACGCGUUGCAAGUUUUGCUUCGCGGGUGACAACCGAACGACCGAGUGCCAUAUUUUAAGACAGGUUGCUGAGGCAAGGCAUGGCAAUGCUGUUGCGAGACUCUCUCAACAAGUAUCUGUGUACUGGUAUCAAGCGCGCGGAAUGCGGGCGCUUACUCGGAAGCAAUAGCGAGGCCGUGUGUCGUACGUCCUGGGGUGAGUGCGAGUAGAGCGGUCGCGGUUGUCGUAGAGGCCCCUGUUUGUGUGCUUUGUGACCCAUAAGUCGUAGCCACCCCUUUGAUGGUGCUCCGUGUGGUGCUGGCGAACAAAUGCGGAAUUGCCUAAGCCCGCUUUGUCUGUGUGUUCAUCCAUAAAAGGAGGAGGGGGGGACUCUGAGGCGGUUCGCGGGCAGUGCAGAAGCAGGGGUAAGGUGAGGAGUGCUUGCGGAAUGUUGGCAGUACCCCGCAGUGUAGGCGCGGAGCAAUCAAUAGUCACUACACGCACUGUUUGGCAGCGUGUUUACGGCGGGUUGCCGCAUCGUAAUGUCGGGGUACGGGAGCGUCUGUCUCGAGGACUCAUGGAAUGUGCUUUGUGCCCGGACAAAUAAGCAGAAGAAGAAUUGGAGGGAGCAAUGCAACAUGCAAGUAGAUGGCUGGAUGAGGAGGUGCAUGGUGCUGUUGGAUGCAAGCCCGUUUAUUGGGUUAAUUAGGCGUGGCUUUGACGUCUUCUGUGUAGCUGGCGUGUUAAAGGCCCUGCACAUGGCAUGAGUGUGUGUUUUGGGAUGUACGAAUGUUCGUUGUGUACGGGGGCUGGCUGCCGGCGUUAGCACGUGGCAAGUUUGCUGUUGAAGAGGACUGGCCGCGAGUAGCAAGCAACUGGCCACAUGUUUGUGCGUUUGUUGGGUGCCAGGUUGUGGCAUUUGCCGUAUGUGCACGUGUGCUUGCAUGGAUGCAAGGCAUGCAGGAUUUCGCGGGUUGAAGAAGAGGCGCUGCAUGCGGCUUGUGAAGGAGGUGGUGUGCACAUGGCAUGGUGCAGGAUGGCGCAAGCAGCUUUGCAGGCGGUGUACCGGUAUGUGUGUCGAACUGUAUGUGUUUCUGGCAGCCACUGCUGCUUAGUGUUGAUGAGGCAAGAGGUGGCCCAUUGUACGGAUGGCAUGUAAAAGUGCGGCAAGCCAAA
Molecule: messenger RNA, 6103 nt
Organism: Astrephomene gubernaculifera
Lineage: Eukaryota; Viridiplantae; Chlorophyta; Chlorophyceae; Chlamydomonadales; Astrephomenaceae
Source: the annotation of a GenBank genome assembly